AAAUGUGCUGGCCACCAACUAAUCAGACACAUAAACUGUCAAUACCUCUAAAGCCAUUUGUAUUGGAAUUUAAUUUUUUGAUUUUUAGUUUGAAAAUAUGUUAAGUUGAAAUGGUUAGACGGAAGAAAUCUAACGCAGAAGAAUUAUCUGCAAAUAUAUCCGAGCAAUAUGUAAGAAUGGAUAUUGAUAUACAAGCUCUGAGAGAAAAGAAUAAAAAUUUGGUACAAAGUGUGGCAAAACUUCAAAAAGAAAAGGCAAUGAUUCAGAAACAACUUAAUGAAAUGCAAGAAGAAUAUUUUAAAUUAAAUUCUAAAUAUGUAAAUUUAAAAAGUAUUUUCAGUACAAUUGACAACACAACCAGAUUGACUGUGCCAAAGAUGACAGAUGGUGUUAAACACUUGGCUAAAAUAAUGCAGUUGUGUGCUGUUGGUACUGCAGUUUGUGGCUUAAAUAAGGAACCACAAACACUGACAGUGAAACCUCACAUGGUUAAUGGGACGAUAAUAAAUAAUCCAACGAUAACGCUUUCUCGAUUUAAUUAUUUAGAUUCCCCAAAUAAUUCUGAACAGCCAUCAAUUACACCACAGAGACAAAGCCGAAGUGACGACCAAGUACCUAGCCAUGCAACUCCACCAAGAACAAGUGUAGAUUUGAAUGAAAGCUUUUCAUCUUUUUUUAAUAAUAGUAAUAAUGAAAACAAUGGGGUAACUGGGAUAGUGAAUGAUAAUGUCUCUCAAGAUCGAAGAAGAAAUACUUUAUCAGAAAACGACGAGAUGGAGGAUGUACAAGAAGAAAAUGACGAAUUUGGCGUUGAAGAUGGAGAAGCUAGCGACCAAGAUUAUUGGCCACGAUUGAGGACGAUCACAGAAGAAUCUGAAGAAAAUAACAGUACAAAUUCAAGUGAGACACUUACUGAUCGACCUCAGGAGAAUCGAAUAUGCCUUCACCCAGUGCCAGUAGAGCAUACCAAAAACAUCGACAACUCCUCGGUGUCGGUUGUAGAAAGAACGUCUUCUUUGACUGCAGAAGCGAGCGAAUCAAUUUCUGAUGAUACUUUACUUAACGAUUUUUACGAAAGUCCGAGUAGAAGGAUGCCGAUUCUCAAUUCUUCUAUUGACAUAUCAUUGCCAUCACCAUCCGAAUCAAGAUUUGAUAAUUUUGAAAACACAAAUAUGGAGAUGCAAAACGUGAAUCAAGCAUCUAGUAGUUUUGCAGAUAACAUUUCUUCAAUAGUAAAUGAACAUUCACUGGAAGUAGAUGGUUUAUCUAAUAAAAAUCUAAGCAAAAAUGAAGAUGAAAAAAUCGCUGCAAUGCAAAGGCUGGGUUUAAUGGAAAAAACCAGGGAAGAAAUGACGACCUCUACACCUGUUCAAAAUCAACGAAAGAGCAGAAGGGUAAAUGAUAAGUCACAAACAAAUACGAAAAUCAAACGGUCAAAUGUCACAAAAAGAAAAGGAAGCAGUGGAGCUAAAGUACCUCAAAUAAUAAUCCAAAGAUUAAGUCUUGACAAACAUGACAGUGCAACAGAAAGGCUUAAUAAUAUUUUUGGUACUACACCCAUAACAUCGACAACUGAUAUUAGGAUUAGGAGAAGUAAAGAAAUGAGAUUGUCGGAACCAAACUCUAAUUCUGAAAAUGAACACACUGUUCAAACCAUAGGAAAAGAAAACAGAAAAAUCCUCGGAACCAAAGUAGCACUAGUUAUACUCGAAAGAUUGAAUCUCGACAAAUAUGGCAGGGCAGUACGAGGGCUGACUAACGUUUCUGAUAGUACGCCUAAAACAACGGUGACUGAUCUUGAAAUUAGAAGAAGUAGAGAAUUGAAAAUAUCGGAAACAAGUUCUGGUUUUGAAAGUGAAGAAAAUUUGGAGAAGAAAAAACUUGUCGAUUCAAAAGGAAAAGAAAAUAUGAAAAUGCCACCCAGAUCUACACAAACAAUUAUGUCCCCAAGACCUAAACGAGCAGCUAGGCCGAAGGUUUUAAGAGAAAUUAGUUUAAAAAAGAAAAUGAGAAGAAGCAGAUAAGAUUAAAAGUAAAUUAUUAUAGUAAUUCAUUUCUACAAAUUUUAUUGGUAAAUUAUUUAUUUGUUAAGUGAAUUCAACAAAUUUUAUAGCAAUUAAUAAACCCUUUAAUAACUUGAUAUCUCUGUAACAACAAUACAUUUAUAAUAAACUAUUUAUUUCAUACAAAAUUGUAAAA
Diorhabda carinulata is the source of this 2199-nucleotide messenger RNA. RefSeq names its product GATA zinc finger domain-containing protein 14-like. The record is from RefSeq and is a predicted model, not a curated record. The coding region runs from base 111 to 2024 and encodes 637 amino acids. NCBI's taxonomy places the organism in Eukaryota, Metazoa, Arthropoda, Insecta, Coleoptera, Chrysomelidae. The transcript has 16 exons.